AGAAAUUGUAGUUUAAAGAUGGCGCUACCCGGUGUUUUACUCGUGCGUCUGAGAGCGCUGUGCAAUGUUGGCAAAUGCGUUCAUAGCGGCUGUAAAACAGCGUCUAACUUGGGUAAAGAAAUGCGGUGGUAUAUGACCAAAGCUCCAAGCUUUCAGAAGAGUGGCGCAUCAUAUUUCCAGAGUAAACGAGUUGACACUAGAGAUCACCUCCUGAAGGAGUUUCCAAAUCCUAAAGGCCUCCUGAACAACACCGUCUCCCGGUCACUGGGAGUCAGCGACCUCUCCCAGCUCAUCCAGUACAGCUGCACGGAACAUGCUGGUCUCAAGAAGGCUACUGUCACGCUGCUGUGGCCCUGCAGGAUAGAAGAGGAGGGUUACGGCGCCAAGAAGAUCGACGCAGAGCAAUUUGCUGCAGCUGCCGCUUGCCAGAAGCUCAGAGAAAUGGGUGUGAUCGGUCCAAAUAACCAGCUCCCCAAGAGGCGAGCUGGCCGAGGUAGAGGAGGGCUACAUUCACUCCUUUAUGAUAACAAGGAUGACUCCAGGACAGAUGAUGUUGAUAGAGCCAGAGCAAAUGAAUGGCCGCCUACCAAAGAGGUUGACUCAGAUGUGUCUGAAGCCCUAUCCUUGUUUCCGCAACCUAAAUCUCUUCUGAAUAGGGUCAUCCAGGUGGCUACAUCAUCCAACAAUAUCUGGGAGCUGUUACAAUUCAGAACAACAGGAGGGAAGCUAAAGAAAUGUGAGCUGACGCUGCUCUGGCCCGAGGAGAUGACGUUCACAGCCAAAGCAGGCAGCCGGGCGGCAGCAGAGAAGAGAGCUGCAGCCCUUGCCUGCAUGAAGCUGAAGGAGUUGGAGCUGCUGGAUAAGGAUAACAAUCCACUGACUCACGCCAAGUAUCAUCGAGAGAAGGUGAAGGAAGCUGGAGAGAGGGAGAGACGCCCACUACCACUGGAUAUCCCUGAAUACCUGGAGCAGAGCAUGAGAGAGUACCUCACCCAGUACCCGGUGGCAACAGAGGUACAGAAACUAUGGGAAGAGGAAGAAGCAAGAGAACAGACGGUAAACAAGAACGAUGAGGAAGAUGAGGAGGACUUUGUAGCAGAUGCCAUCACAGGCAGGCCAUACAGACCUCUGUCUGAAUAUGAGGCUCAGAAGCUCAAUAUUCACCUUCAGCAAAAAUGGAACAGGGCAAACCCUGAACUGAACGUCACGCUCCCGGUCGAUUCCCACCGUCAGCGUGUGAUCUCAGCUGUGCAGUCCUCCAGGGUGGUUGUGAUUGCCGGUGAAACGGGAUGCGGCAAAACGACCCGGAUCCCGCGCUUCCUGCUGGAGGAGCAUGUGAGAGGUGGUAGCGGUGCUGAGUGUAACAUCCUGGUAACCCAGCCUCGCCGGAUCAGCGCCGUGUCAGUGGCUCAUCGUGUCGCUCACGAGAUGGGUCCAGCUCUUAAACAGUCUGUGGGAUAUCAGGUGAGACUCGAUAGCCGACUCCCAGAGCAGAGCGGAGGAGCCAUGCUCUUCCUCACAGUGGGCAUCCUGCUGAGGAAGCUGCAGUCGAACCCGACCCUGAAGGGAAUCAGCCACGUGGUGGUUGAUGAGGUCCAUGAGAGAGACAUAAACACAGACCUGCUGCUGGCCUUGCUGCGUACAAGCUUAAACGAGAACACUGAGCUAAGGGUUGUUCUUAUGAGUGCCACUGGAGACAACCAGAGGCUGGCUCAAUACUUCGGAGGCUGCCCGAUUGUAAAGGUACCGGGGUUUAUGCACCCAGUACGAGACCGGUACCUGGAGGAUGUACUGAAAGAGAUGGGACGUCAGUUUCAGGUCCAAGAGAGAACAGAGAUGGACAAAGAGAAUGACACCACACCAGAUCUUGAUUUAGUAGCUGAUGUUAUCGAACAUAUUGAUCGACAUGGAGAACCAGGUGCAGUGCUGUGUUUCCUGCCGGGAUGGCAGGACAUCAAGGCUGUUCAAGAGAAGCUUGAGGGAAAGCCACACUUCUCCUCUGGCUCGCAGAUGAUCCUGCCAUUGCAUUCAAGUUUAUCAGUGGCUGACCAGCAGGCAGUGUUCCAGCGCCCCCAAGUGGGCCAGAGAAAGAUUGUGCUUGCCACCAACAUUGCUGAGACUUCCAUUACAAUAGAUGAUAUUGUUCAUGUAGUGGAUGCAGGAACUCAAAAAGAACAGAAUUAUGACCCAAGAACUAAGGUCUCAUGUCUGGAUACAGUUUGGAUUUCCCAUUCAAAUGUUACACAAAGAAAAGGGAGAGCAGGACGAUGUCAGCCAGGACAGGCCUACCACCUGUUCUCAAGAGAGCAGCUGGAAUCCAUGAGUCCCUUUCCUGUCCCUGAAAUCCUGCGUACCCCACUUGAGAGUUUAGUAUUGCAGGCUAAAAUCCACAGUCCUAAUUCAAAGGCUGUAGAUUUCUUAUCCCAAGUGUUGGACAGUCCAGAGCCAGAGGCUGUGAGAGAUGCUGUCUGCAAUCUACAAGAUAUAGGAGUUCUGGACAAGACAGAAACUCUGACUCCAUUAGGAGAGCGUGUUGCCUGUAUGUCAUGUGACCCACGGCUGGGCAAAGUAUUGGUCUUGAGUAGCAUCUUCAGAUGUGUUCUGCCCAUGUUGUCUGUGGCUGCCUGUCUCACUAGAGACCCUUUCCACAACAGUCUGCAGAACAGAGCACUAGUCAACAAGGCCAAAGAGGCUCUGAGUGGUUCAAGCUACAGUGACUAUCUGGUGUUCAGCAGAGCUGUUCUGGGCUGGAGGAAAAUUCAGCAGGAGGGCGACCGAGAGGACAGAGAUGAAUUUCUGGACCGACACACCUUGUCCAGGGCCAGCCUUCGGUUUAUCAAUGGUCUUCUAUCUCAGUUCAGCGAGAAUCUCCAUGAUGCUGGGCUAGUUUUUCAUGCCAGCGAUUGCCAGCGUCACACUUCUCUCUACAAUGAACACAGCAACCAGGAUGAGCUGCUUAAAGCUGUGCUACUGGCUGGACUGUAUCCCAACCUCAUUCAGGUUAAGAAAGGUGUCAUUACUAAAGGAGGACGCUUUCGUCCCAACAGCAUUUCUUUGCGAACACUCAGUGGGCCGGUACUGCUUCACCGUUCCUCAGUAAACAGAGGGAAAGAGGACCUCCCUAGUCGCUGGUUGACCUUUUUCAGUGCCGUAAAGUCCAAUGGGAAUGUUUUCAUCAGAGACUCUUCUGCAGUCCAUCCACUUGCCCUGCUGCUGCUCACAGACUGUGACAUCACCGAGAUAGUGCAUGCAGACAGAGUAGAAGUAUCAUUUCCUGGACGCUCUCUGGUACGAUGUGAGCUGCCCGUUGAGACUUGGGAGCUGCUCUGGGCACUACGCACUUCCAUUCAGACCAUGCUGUACCGAAACCUCAACAGUCCCAGUGACACAAACUCUUCUCAAGAUGGAAAGCUCAUCUCUUUACUCGUAGAGCUGCUAAAUAAUACAGAGUCAAACCCUUGUGUUCAUAACAGCGACAGUGAGGUGGAUUGAUAAGAGCAUUUUCCUCAGGUCUGCUGGCUCGGACA
Molecule: messenger RNA, 3527 nt
Organism: Archocentrus centrarchus (flier cichlid)
Lineage: Eukaryota; Metazoa; Chordata; Actinopteri; Cichliformes; Cichlidae
Gene: dhx30
Product: DEAH (Asp-Glu-Ala-His) box helicase 30
Exons: 19
Coding region: 19-3492 (1157 amino acids)
Cellular component (GO): intracellular anatomical structure; cytoplasm; nucleus
Molecular function (GO): DNA helicase activity; ATP binding; RNA helicase activity
Source: RefSeq, a predicted model, not a curated record